UCAUUGUCCAUCAUGCUGUUGGAUUAUUAAUGUAUGGAUUAAAAAUGGAUGCAGUUUGAGAGGCUAGGAUGUGUGCUUUUCAGAUGAAGCUGAGAACUCACAAAAACCACUGUAAGGACAAUCAAUUCCAGCCUAAACACUCGAAAACUUGAACCAGUGUCAAUAGCUACUUUCUGCUCAUUGAAAUUCAAACAUAUUCAAAAAAUUGAACUGUCACACCUCAGUAGGCACAGCAGUACCUCUAUUAUUUAUUGACACUCCCCCAACACAUAUUCACUGACAUUUAAGGGAGUCUUUGGUCCAUAUCCGUUUCAAACACAUACUAGUGAAAUGAUGGCGGCAGCAGGUUCAGGAGCCCCCAACAACCUGAAAUCUAGCUCCCAGCCUCCUACCAGUGCAGAUCGGCGGCUGGUGGAAAAGGCCCUCAGAAGACUGGAUAAGCUCCAUCUGCUGUGCACUAACCCCCGGCUGGGCCUAAGGAACAGUCCACCAUACAUUCCAGAUCUGGUGUCUGAGACGUCAGUACUGCUAACGCAGGUUUGGGAGCCCUACCGAGGUACUAGGGCAGCAAGCAGCCAGCUGCCCCACGCAGAGGAGGCCAAGUACCUGAGGCUCCAUUUGAGAAACCUGCUGGAUAAGACUGAGAGGGCCAUGUUGCUGUUUAAAGAGGGGAGGGAGAAGAUAUUUGAAGAGACAUCAAGUCACAGGAGGAACUUGACCAAGUUGUCCUUGCUAUUCAGUCACAUGCUCUGGGAACUGAAGGCCAUGUUUCCAGGGGGAUCCUUUCAGGGUGAUGCCUACAGGGUGACUAAGACAGAGGCUGAGGACUUUUGGAGGCAUUCAUUUGGCAACAAAUGUAUUGUACAGUGGAGUCGUUUUAAAGAGCAGCUGCAGAGAGUGCAUGCAUUUGAGGAAGGAAUGGAAUCCAUGGCUCUGAAGUCAACUUUAGAUCUCACAUGUAAUGACCACAUCUCUGUGUUUGAGUUUGACAUCUUCACAAGACUGUUUCAGCCGUGGAAGUCACUUAUUAGGAACUGGAACCAGCUAGCAGUGACUCAUCCAGGCUACAUGGCCUUCCUCACCUACGACCAGGUUGUAGCUCGUUUGGAACACUACUUACACAGACCAGGGAGUUAUAUCUUCCGUCUGAGCUGCACAAGAAUGGGCCAGUGGGCUAUUGGCCACGUGACCAUUGAAGGUGGUAUCGUCCAGACCAUCCCUCAGAAUAUACCUCUCUACCAGGCGCUCAUUGAGGGAUUCAAGGAGGGCUGCUACUUGUACCCAGAUGGCCGUGAUGUGAACCCUGACCUGAUGAGCUUGUGUGAACCAGCCCAGAGGGGCAAAGUCAGGGUUACAGAAGAGCAGUAUGAGCUUUACUGUGACAUCGGCAGCACCUUCCAACUGUGUAAGAUCUGUGCAGAGAGGGAUAAGGACACUCGUAUUCAGCCUUGUGGGCAUCUCCUGUGCCGACACUGCCUCACAGGCUGGCAGAAGUCAGCUGGCCACACCUGCCCAUAUUGUCGUUGCGACAUCCGAGGAACAGAGUCCAUCCUCAUCGAGCCCUACCUUCCAGGCGGCAGCCAAUGGGAUGAGGAGGUGGAUGAGGCUGAUGAGGAAGACGACCAUGAGGACAUUGAGAUUGUGGUAAAAGAAAUGGCUGCUCUGAGGAAGUUUUCAAGUUUGGAUACCCAGGUUCCCAGCUCCCACCUCAGCGUUCCACCUCUGCCCCCUAAACACAGCACAAACCCACGCUGUCCAUCUCCCUUCAGCCAACACCUGACAUCAGAAACCAAGACACGAGCCAAACUCUCCCACUCCCGUCAUGCUCACAGUGAGAGUGAAAAACACAGAAGUCACAAACAGGCAAACAGGAACAGGUGCGAGGAUGAAGGCUCACACAGCAGUGAGGAGGAGAACUAUGGUGGCCUGAGACCCCCUCUGUCACGCCCAUUCUCCCACAGUACUGAGUACCUCACUGAAGCAAGGCCUCCUUCUUCUUCCCAGAUGGGUGCCAACAGAGGAGCAGCUUGGCUUGGACCUCCCAGCCCGGUCAAACAGAAAAGAAAACAUAAGGAGAGAGAAGAAAGGAGACCAGGGCCCCGAAAGGAGAAAAGUGGCCUUGGAGAGAUGACGAGAACAAUGUCGUCCUGACAGAAAAAUAACAUCUGGAAUCUAAAGACUUUUUAAAUAUAAAGUGAAAAAAUACCUAAAGAAAUCAGCCUUCAGUGAAUGUAAAAAUAGAUGUUGGUGUACUGUAAAUGACCUGCUGCACUGCUGACUAUGAAAUUGAGAUGAGUGGGUGGGACUGACAGACGAAUUGCCCACUGAGGCCUCCUACUAUUCACUGUUUCAGUCUGUUAUUAUCUCACCAGUAGAUUCAGUACUGAUUCAUAGUCUCUCACACUGUCUUCUUAUAAUUAUAAUUAAAGCCUUUGCUGAGCCUCUAUGCACUAAUAUAAAUCAAUGAAAUGCUUCAUAUGUGAAUGAGGAUUCACAGAAAUUAUGUGG
This is a messenger RNA of Scomber japonicus (chub mackerel), 2508 nucleotides long. It is a transcript of the gene cblc, whose product is annotated as Cbl proto-oncogene C, E3 ubiquitin protein ligase. Gene Ontology annotation, biological process: negative regulation of epidermal growth factor-activated receptor activity; cell surface receptor signaling pathway. Bases 331 to 2151 code for a protein of 606 amino acids. The record is from RefSeq and is a predicted model, not a curated record. Gene Ontology annotation, molecular function: receptor tyrosine kinase binding; calcium ion binding; SH3 domain binding. Gene Ontology annotation, cellular component: plasma membrane; membrane raft. The transcript is spliced from 13 exons. NCBI's taxonomy places the organism in Eukaryota, Metazoa, Chordata, Actinopteri, Scombriformes, Scombridae.